AUGGCUGUGUUGAAAGCUGACCUCAAACAGUCGUUUGGUGUAGAGGUUAGAGAUGACUACCUUGCGUUGGAAGUCAUGCUUCAGUACAUUUGCACAACGCACAACCGUUUUGGCGCCCCUUGUGAGCAGACCUUGGCGCCCAUGGAAGUGUUGUUAGGCAAGAAGCUACCGCAAGCAAAGUCCUCACUGGUAGGUUGUUGCGUCCUAGCUGAGCUGCCAGAGUCAAUCAAGCAUGUCACACGCUGGGAAGAGGCAGCUUAUCUUGGCCAUGCUUUAAAUUCGCUUGGGCAUCGCGUUUGCGUCGUUUUAGAGGGUGUUCCUCAGGUUUUCGUGGCAAGGGCUAUUCGGGCUCUUGUUUCUUUAAGCUGCAAGCCUGAAUUGGCUCCAAUGCUUUUCAGCACGAGUGGAAACCUGCACCAGGGUGUAACCCCUGAAGCCCAGACCACAUAUGAGCCCCCGAAGUUAACGGGAAAUCCUCCAGCUGCUUGGUUUCAAGCCCAUGGUAAAACUGCAGGCUGCACUGCUUGUGAUCGUGGUUUCAAAGGGCACGUGCACAACAAAGCCUGCAAGCAGCGGUACCUUGCAUGGUAUGAGGAACAUCAUAAGAAGAUACUUCCGGAUACGUUGCCGCAAGCACAGCCUCGUGGUGAGACGCUGUCCUCGCCAGACGCAGAUGCUUCUCAAGAUGUUUCUAUACCGCAGGGAGAAGGUGUUCAAAUCCUACCCUAUUACCGAACGCGCGGGAAAACAAACCCCUUGUCAAUGCCAGUGCCUGCAAUAGCAGAUGAUGCAGAUGAAAGGAAGAAAAUGAAGCUUGACGAGGGAGCUUCUCUCGAAGUGCCAGCCACAGAGCUUCGUCAACCUGCAUUUAGUUCUUUUCCAGUUGUUCAGAGCAGUUCUGCUGAUGUGACGGUUCAAGACGCUGAAAUGGUUCAAAUAGAUGUCCAGCCUGAGUCCCGUGCAGCUUCUAGUGAAGUGGCUGGGCCAAUGGACCUUGAAGUUGAUAGUCUUUGUGUUGCCUAUAACUUUGGGCAGCCAGAUUUGGAUGAGAAUGCUGCAUCCACUUUUGUUCAAAAGUUACUGUUUUGCUAUGCCCUUUAUUUUAGUGAGGAGCCAGCGACGGUUUCGUUUUCCUUGUGUGGUGCGCAGAUCACUGUCGCAGAGCCAAAACGUUGUGUUGCUGAUGGUACCGGUCUGUUGCUUAGCCCGAAGAAAACCUUCGAGGGUAUGCUUACUGAGCUGAGGGAGGACCCAGAAAAGGUCAGGAGCCGCUUAGUGGUGCAAGAGAUCGUGAAGCGGGGUGACCAGAGUGCCCGGCAGUUAGCUAUCUCAUCUCCAACCGUCCACUUGGAAACCUUUCGCACUCUUGUCGCGUGGGCUGCCAUGUUGGAUAUGUGGCUCUUUGCGUUUGAUGUCUCCACAGCGUUCAUGUCCAGCGAGCUUGAUGCUAAGCACCAAGUAAUUAUACAGAUGCCGCCUGGUUGCUUCUAUGCAAACUGGGAACGAGUGUACUUGCUUCUUGACCGCGCGUUGAAUGGAUUGCGUGUUGCUGGUUUGGCGUGGACGAACAAGUUGACUCGAGUCGUCAGUCAGUUGGGGCUGCACGCCGGUUCCUUGGAAUGUUGCUUGUUUACUGGCUACUACCAUGGAGUUUGGAUUGCAUUGCUGGCGUACGUUGACGAUUUUUUGGUGGCAUGUCCGUGUGAACGCUUGGGGUGGAAAUUUCUUGCUGAGCUGCAGCGAGAUCUCAAAGUUCGCCAUGUUGGAACGUUGCUGCCUUCAACUGAGGGUUCCAGCAGGCUUGAGUUUCUCGGCAGAGUGCUGGAGAGACAUGCUGGAGACUGUGCUAUCUACAUGUCUAUGCCCGCGAACUAUUUGAAGCCUUGUUUUGAUGCCUUCCAAAUUGCAAAACCCUCGCCGAGCGUCCCUGGAAUCGACAAGAUCCUUGAGGACACCUCUGAGGAGGCAUGCGCCGCUUUGAGCAGAGAGGCGUCCACGAGAUACAGGACUGUUUUGGGCAGGCUGUCUUGGUUCGGUUUGGUACGUGGUGACUUGGCCAUUUUUAUCAUGCUUUUGAGCACGGGACAGAGUGCUCCGUUGAACAAGCAUGAACGAGCUUUAAGGGCAGUCCUCCGCUUCUUACUUUCCUGUGAACACCUUGCAUUGAGGUAUCCGUCUUCAGAGCAAGAUGUCAAUAUCCCUGUUGCUGCUUACACUGAUGCGUCAUGGGCUCCCAUGGAGUACUUGAAGCGAAGAUCGGUAAGCGCAGGGUACAUUUUUGCGUUUGGGUCCUUGGUGAAGCAUUGGUCGCGUGUGCAGCAAAUAGUGGCCACUUCCUCCUGUGAGUCAGAGAUUGCUGCCAUUGCUGUUGCCGUUGCUGAAAUCAGUUGCGUGCAAGAUGUCGUCGUUCAUGUUGCUGGGGCAGGCGCCCCAAUCCCUGAAAUUUUUACAGAUGCGCAGUCUGCUCGAAUUGUUUUGCUGAGUAAGGGUGAAACUCGCCAGUCGCGCCACUUCUCAAUCAGGUGUCAUAUGAUCCGACAGAAGUUGUCAGACAAUGAGGUGUGCCUGACUUGGAAGCCUGGUUGUGAGCUCCUUGCAGACAUGGGUACCAAGGUGUUGCCCACUAGUAAAUUCGUUGUUUUUCGUGCGCAGUGUGGAUACGUUGAGUUGAAGGCUGCAGUCUUGAAUGAGCUGCUCACUGCGAUGCCACCUUUUGUUGGUCACUUCAAGUGA
Messenger RNA from Symbiodinium natans, 2733 nucleotides. The record is from the annotation of a GenBank genome assembly. Lineage: Eukaryota; Dinophyceae; Suessiales; Symbiodiniaceae.